This is a messenger RNA of Ascochyta rabiei, 1101 nucleotides long. RefSeq lists its product as uncharacterized. Gene Ontology annotation, molecular function: oxidoreductase activity. The record is from RefSeq and is a predicted model, not a curated record. Bases 1 to 1101 code for a protein of 366 amino acids. The transcript is spliced from 2 exons. NCBI's taxonomy places the organism in Eukaryota, Fungi, Ascomycota, Dothideomycetes, Pleosporales, Didymellaceae.
AUGGCACCCCAGAAGAUCAAGCAAUGGAAAUCCGGUCAGGAUGGUCUGGACAAGCUAUACAUGGAAGAGGCCGACAUCCCAACACCAGGCGAGGACGAGGUUCUUGUCGAGAUCCACUCGGUCUCGCUGAACUUCAGGGAUACCGAGGUCUGUAUGGGACUUUACAACCAUCACAAGCAGGUUGAGCAGCCUCCAGCAGUCGUUCCCGGCAGUGACAUGUGUGGUAUCGUGGUCGCAGUCGGACCUUCAUCCAACAACUCUUCCGAUCCCUACAAGAACCCCGCAUUUGGCCUCAAGGAAGGCGACCGCGUCGUCUCGACCUUCGCGCAGACCCACAUUACCGGCCAGGUGCAAGCACGCGACAUGGGCAACGGCCUCGGCAACCCCCUUCCCGGCGUCCUGACACAAUACCGCGUUUUUCCUACAUACGGAGUACUGAAGGUGCCCGAUUACCUUUCUUUCGACGAGGCAGCGUGCCUGCCCAUCGCAGCCGUCACAGCCUGGAUGAGUCUGAACUGCAUGCGUCCCGCCGGUUCAGUCAUUGGCGCCGGCGAGACAGUUGUGUGCCAAGGCACAGGCGGUGUCUCCAUCUCCGCUGCACAGAUUGCCAGUGCGGCAGGCGCAGACGUCAUCAUCACAUCGUCCUCUGACGAGAAGCUGGAGCGCGCGAAGAAGCUCGGCGCCAAAGAGGGCAUCAACUAUCGCAACACACCAGCCUGGGAUGACGCAGUUCUCAAGCUCACGAACGAUCGUGGUGCAGACGUCAUCAUCGAAGUUGGCGGUGCCCAGACCCUGCGCAAGUCUUUCGAGUGUGUGCGCUUUGGCGGCUUGAUCGCUUGCAUCGGGUAUCUGUCAGGCAAGCAGGAUGAGGAGGGCGACAGGACGAAUACGAACUUGCUGUGCUUGAAGAGGAAUGUCACACUAAAGGGCAUCAUCAACGGCCCACGAGACGAGUUCGAGCGAAUGCUGAAGUUUUACGAGGAGAAACAGAUUAGGCCUGUUGUUGACAAGGUGUGGAAGUUCGAGGAGGCCGAUCAGGCGCUGAGGUACUUGUUCAGCGGCGGGCAUUUUGGGAAGGUCGUCAUCCGUGUCAAGGCGUAG